AUGGCAAAAGACCUAGAUUUAAAACCCAUUCAUCCAGGAGAAAUAUUAAAAAGUGAGUUCCUAGAACCUUUGAAUAUGAAAGAGGAGGAAUUAGCCAAAAAAAUUCAAGUAAAAAAGUCAGUUAUUAGGGAUUUAGUGGCGGAAAAAAGGAGUAUGACCGUAGAUUUAGCCUAUCGCCUCUAUUUUUAUUUUGGCGUGAGUGCGGAAUACUGGUUAAAUUUCCAAAAAAAUUAUGACUUGGAGACUUAUCAAGAAUUAGCGGAGAGGGAAAUUAGAAGUAAAAUACAGCCAAUAGAAAGGAGAGCGGAAAUUUAG
Ambispora leptoticha is the source of this 315-nucleotide messenger RNA. The record is from the annotation of a GenBank genome assembly. NCBI's taxonomy places the organism in Eukaryota, Fungi, Glomeromycota, Glomeromycetes, Archaeosporales, Ambisporaceae.